This is a messenger RNA of Nerophis ophidion (straightnose pipefish), 9988 nucleotides long. It is a transcript of the gene prrc2c, whose product is annotated as proline-rich coiled-coil 2C. The record is from RefSeq and is a predicted model, not a curated record. Bases 405 to 8816 code for a protein of 2803 amino acids. Gene Ontology annotation, biological process: cell differentiation. NCBI's taxonomy places the organism in Eukaryota, Metazoa, Chordata, Actinopteri, Syngnathiformes, Syngnathidae. The transcript is spliced from 34 exons.
UGGCAACCGCAAGCUUCCAUCUUUGAUUGUGCGACGGGCCACGGCGAGAGCGGGGCCUCACUCACCUUAGAAAGAACGCUCUUGCUCCGGCUAACGGGCGUGGAGGAACCCAACUGCCGAACGGCUCCUACCAGCGAAGGCCAAACCGACACGGGGCCGUUUGUCAGCGCCGUUUUAGUGGCUAACCUGACCAUCGCCACCCGGAGCUGGGGGGGGGAAAGGUUAGCAUAAAGCUAGCCAGCUUUGUAAUCCGCCGGCUAGACGCUGAAACUCCACCGCCGCGCUACAAUCUCCAAUUUAAGGAUUCCGACGCCGAGAAAAAAAGGAUAAAGAACGCACCGACCCUGGCAGGAGCUGGUUCUGGGGCGAGGCCAAAGGACCAGACUCAAUGAGUGUCCAGCGAAAUGUCCGAGAAGUCAGGGCAAAGCACCAAGGCAAAGGAUGGCAAAACAAAGUAUGCGACCCUUAGCCUCUUCAACACCUACAAAGGCAAAUCUUUGGAAACCCAAAAAACUGCAGUCGCUGCCAGACAUGGACUGCAGAGUUUGGGCAAAGUUGCGUCCAGCAGGCGUAUGCCCCCUCCGGCCAACCUGCCCAGCUUGAAAGCCGAGAACAAGGGAAACGACCCAAACGUUAACAUCGUCCCCAAAGACGGUAGCGGCUGGGCGUCCCGAAACGAGGGAGGAGAGGAAAGGCAACAAGAGACACCCCCACCACAGAUCAAACCAGCAGUGCUUCCGCCUCAAGAGAUUCCAGCUGGGCCUAGCCGUUCUUGGGCUAACAGCAAGCAAACACAAAUAGACGGAGCGCCUCGUGUGAGCAGCCAAUUCCACCAGGAAUUCCCCAGCUUGCAGGCGUCUGGCGAUGGAGAGAAAGAUGGACAAGAGGAGGAGCCUUACGGACCAGGCCCCAGCCUCAGACCUCAAAAUGUUGGCAGUUGGCGGGAAGGUGGAGGGAGGAAUUUGAACGCGGCAUCCAGCCCCUCUGCGAUGGACAGCAGGCCGCCAGAGGAGGGAAGCGCCGAUACCUCCGCCCCGCCUGAGGAAGGUGACGAGGCUGGCCGAAACCUGACCGCUGACAGCCAGAAAGAGAAGAGGGACGGCAAGGAGAAGAUGCCGCCCUCGGGGCCUUCUCAGCCAAAGCUUAACGGGGGACAGCAACCGCCUGCUGGGGUGCCCCCCCACUUUGACCCCACGUUCAGAAGCAUGAUGCCAUCCUAUAUGUUUCACGCCUAUCCUCAAAUGUCAUACAGCCAAAAGCAAGGAACCCUCCGAUUCCCCGUGGCACAAGAUGGAGCAAAGGGUCCUCCUCGCUUAGCACGGCCCCAGCAGCCUCCUCCUCAGUCGUGGAUCCAGGAUCCAGAUCGACCUUCCAUUAUUAGCGCGACAGAACUCAAAGAGCUGGACAACUUGGACACGGAUACUGAUGAGGGCUGGGCAGGAGCUCAGAUGGAGGUGGACUACACUGAGAAGCUGAACUUUAGUGAUGAUGAGGAGAACCAUGCUAAUAAAGAGAAGGGAGAAAACUGGGAGUGGAUGGGUAAAGUGGAACGUAUGAGAUCGCGGCCGCCAGAUGGUCAGGAGGCCUCGAAGGAGGGUUCCGAGGAGCAAGGAGCUGUUAAAACAUCAUGGGCGGACAGUGUAGAUCCCAGAGUGCCUUCUCCUGGCAUUGUGGGGCAGUACAACAAAGUGUCUGCCCCUCAAGACUACCAGGGUGGUGCUCGAACGGUGAGCGGCGAAGCUCCACGUGGCACCAAACCACUGGCUACACCAGUUGCUGCUGCCGAGGAGGACUCUGAGGCCUGGCGACAGAAGCGCAAGAAAUCUGAGGUUUCUGAAGCUGUGGAACGCGCAAGGAGGCGGCGAGAAGAAGAGGAGCGGAGGAUGGAAGAACAACGCCUCGCUGCCUGUGCUGAGAAACUCAAACGGCUCAAUGAAAAACAUCGGCAGUCAGUUGAGAGCAAAGCAGUCCCGCCUCAGGCCCCUUGCAACGAGGGCCUCGCAAGUGUCUCUCCACAAGAGGAAGCUCCGUCUGUGCCUGAUCCUGCGUCAAGUCCUGCACCUUCAAUUCCAGUUUUACAGCCAGAGCCCUCUGGAGUGCAGACUCCUCUAGCCACUCCAGUAGACGAGAGGGCGGAUCGAGACAGUGAGAGAAUCAAUCUAGAGCCAGUCGAACCAAGCGUAGAGGAGGAGCUUCCCUUGCCUCAUCGGCCCCCGUCCCCUGUACAUAGGCCUGUGGUGACUGCUCCUGAGCUCCCGAGCGAAGGAGCGAUCACUUUGUCUGAGGUCUGUCCACUCGUCGAUGAGAACCAAACUGAAAGGACAACGGUGCCUAUCCGAGACUAUUUCAACAUGGAGGACAAUAGAGUGGAUGAACCGCAGCAGUCCCUGCCUCAUAUGGACACCCCCAGUGGUGGUGAAGAUAUUGCCAUCGCACCCCCACAGCUGGAGGGUGAGGCAGCCGCUGCUAUGCGUCCUUCCCUCACCUCCGGCUACUCAAAGCAGUUUCAAAAAUCUCUACCGCCGCGUUUCCUCAGACAACAGGAACAAAUGAAGCAGCAGCAGUGGCAUCAGCAGCAGCAUCAGCAGCAAAGCGGGGGUUCCGUGUCGCCAUCGGGUAGUAGAGUCGAUGGUACGCCACAAAACCAACAGCAGCAGCAACAUCGCUCAAUGUAUCAACCCAUCGGCCCGCAUCACCAACACCUAGCCUCCAUGGGCUUUGACCCCCGCUGGCUCAUGAUGCAGCCCUACAUGGACCCCCGCAUGAUGUCAGGGCGUCCUCCCAUGGAUAUGCCAACAAACAUUCACCCUGGGAGGAUGCCGCCCAAGCAGAUUGCACGCAGAGAGCCCGGGGACAACUCCAGCUCCAGCUCCGAUUCAUUUGACCACUUGGCUCGACCCAUCCGUGACCAUGGCCUGCCCUCUGACUCGAGGAUGGUGUGGGGAUCUGACCCGUACUCGCCAUCCGAGCCGUUGCCCCCUGUAACUCCUCCUAAAGUGCGGGAUGACAUCAAAGAGCCAAGGAUGGAGUCUGCUUUAGAUCUGGACAGAGGUCUCCCAGCAAUUUAUCCCCAGGAACACAGUGCAUUGGACUCUCGUAAAAAUAACUUCUUUCGGGACCCCCCUGAGCCCAUAACAGCCUUUUCACAGGGCCCAGAUGAUGUGCCUGGACCUAUAGACAGAGUUCCUGUUACCUCAGGCUUCGACCCUGAUGAGGCAGGACUACCAAGUGGGGAGGAAGUAGAAGCACUCGGCAAAGCUAUGCUGCAGAGAAGUGUCUCCCAGGGUUCCUGCCACUCUCUCAAGCUUGACGAGCCCAGGUUUGAUGGGCUGCCACUGGGAAGCAAAGCACUAGAGCUGCAUGACCCCAUUGACAGGGCCGAUGAUAAGCCUCAGAACGAACUGUACCCACAGGUCGCAUUUACUGGCAGCAGGGCCACCCCACCAGCCGACGGACUACACAAACAAGAAAAGCUGCCUCUACCCGUUCCUAGCAAGCAGAAGACCGAGCUACGGUGGGGUGGAAGAUCGGGACCAGGCCGCAGAGAAGGACCCGGCGGGGAGAGACCCCUCCGAAGGUCUGGUCCGAUAAAAAAGCCUGUUCUAAGAGACAUGAAAGAAGAGCGAGAGCAAAGAGAAGAGAGGGAGAAGCGUCAUGAGAGAGGAGAUAGAGGGGAUAGGACCAAAAAGGAGCAAUCCUCCAAAGCUCCCUCUGUGGCUGCUGCAGCUGCUCCACCUGCUCCUGAAGGCUCCAGACCACCAGCCGAGGGUAAAAGAGAAGCUACUGAGGUUGAGGAAAUGCCAGCUGGUCUCCCUAAACCCAGAGAGCCCCAAACUUCCUCCGGGGCUCCCACCUCGUCCUCUCAGGAGGAGAAGGCCGACAAACCACCCAGCAGUGACAAACAUUCUGAGCCUAAACUGCCCUCCAGAAAAGAGUCACAUCUUGCUCUGCGUACCUACCGAAGAGAAGAGAGGGAGCGGGACCGCGAGAGGGACAAAGAAAUGGACAAGGACAGGGACAGGGACAGGGACAGGGAGUGGCCUGUUGAUUCUAACUUCAAAAGUCGAGGUCGAGGAGAGUAUUACUCCAGAGGGCGUAGCUUCCGUGGGACAUACGGCGGCCGAGGCAGGGGUGGUCGUGGCCGAAGCCGAGAGUACCCUCUCCGAGAACCUCGAUCCCGCUCAGAUUUACCUCCCGGUGCAGCUGCGGCCUUCCGGAACAGGGAGGAAAGCGAGACUCGCAGCGAGAGCUCCGACUUCGAGGUUAUACCAAAACGUCGACGCCGCCGGGGCUCGGACACGGAUUCUGAAAGUGAGGGCGGUAGAGAGUCUGCAAGUGAUACCGGACCUUCAGAUCGCGAGCCUAGCGCCAAACCUAGCCGUCCGAUUAGACGUGAGCUCCCUGGCGAGGCCCGGUCAGGCAUGCACAAGCCAGGCUUUGGACCGCCUCACAUGGGUGAAAAGAUGGGCUCAAGAAUGGAUGAUGACCGACCCAAACCAGGAUUUCUUCCGAAAGGAGAGCCUUCUCGCAGGGGAAGAGGAGGAUUGUAUAGCAGACGGGGUGUAGCUAGGGAACGAGGAGGCCCUCGCUCGGCUCCUCUGAGAAGACCAGCACCGAGAGAUUCCUCCUCUCAGUGGCCUUCUAAGCCUAUGGAGACGUUCAGACCCGAGGACAUGGAGUCCACAUCGCGAUAUGAUCAUCCGCUGUCUGAGCGUCGGCCACCGAGGUCUGACAACAAGAAAUUUGUGGACGGUGCUCCUCAGAGUAGUAGAGAGAGACCCCGCCGUGCUAGGCCAGCAAGACCCCCCAGGCAAGAUAAGCCCCCCCGCUUCCGGCGGCUGAAGGAACGGGAGGCUGCGGUUCUAACAAGUGGAGAUCCAGCUCCAAACCACACUGUGCCUCUACAUCCUGCGCCCUCUCCUGCUAGUGCUGCAUGCUCCAUGUCUGCACCUGUAUCUGUCUCACCCACUUUAUCGCGAGCACCCGGAACCCCUCUGACCGUUUCUGCUGAAGCCACAGCAUCUGCGCCCAACCACUCCUCUCCUCUUGAAGCACCCUUUACUGAGGCUACCAGCCCUACCGCCACUGCCGCCGGCACCAAAUCCCCUGACUUGUCCAACCAGAAUUCCUCUGAUCAAGCCAAUGAGGAAUGGGAGACGGCCUCCGAGAGCAGUGACUUCAACGAAAGGAGAGAGCGUGAGGAGAGGCGGGGGGCGCAGGCCGCUACCAGUGAAGCCGCCACCGCGAUGCCCGCACCACCUCAGGGCUCUCUGACACCCAACAAAAGCCCCCCUGAAGGAGUGGUUUCCCCAAAACGCGAGGUAGUGGCCGGAGGCAAAAGGAGUUUCUCAAGCCAGAGGCCCAUCGAGAGGCAGAAUCGCAGAGGCAACAGUGGAGCCAAACCAGGUCGCAGCUAUGCCGGGGCAAAGGGGGAGAGGAGGGGAGGAGCCAAAGGUGGUCGUAAAGGCCCUGCCUCUCAGCAAAAUGAAAUGGCACCAUCCGCCGGGGGGUCUCAAAGACUUUCUAAAGAUCAGUCUGCACGACGCAGAGACGACGCCAAGCAUGCGGUUAAGAAGCCCAAAGAGAAUGCUCUGUCUCAGUUUGACCUCAACAACUAUGCCAGCGUCGUAAUUAUCGACGAUCACCCCGAGGUCACAACCACAGAUGACCCACAGUCCAGCACCAACGAUGAUGGCUUCACAGAGGUGGUCUCACGGAAACAGCAGAAACGUCUCCAAGAUGAGGAGAAACGUAAAAAAGAGGAGCAAACCACUCAGGGUUGGGGUAAAAAAGGCUCUGGUGACAAGAACAGAGGUGGUGGCGGAAAGCUGCCUCCAAGAUUUGCUAAAAAGCAAUCGUCCCAACAGCAGCAGCAACAUCAAGCCUCUUCCCAAUCUCAGCCUCCAGCAGCACCAGCCCCUCAAGUCCAACAGCCACCGCCCGCUAUUUCUGCCCCGCAGCAUCCCCACCUUGCCCCCACCCAGCCUUCUCCCCCUUCCCCUCAAACCUUAGAAGUAACGACACAGCCCUCCAUCUCGCCGGCCUCCGUGGACUUUACCACAAAGAGUUCGCCUGCCGCAGCGGCGCAGACGCACGGCAGCUUGGGCACGGAGUUGUGGGAGAAGAAAGUCGCAGGCCCCACCGUCCUCGCUGAAGUCAAGAAGCUUGGUCCAAUCAGCCCUCCUCAGCCACCUUCUGUGAGUGCCUGGAACAAACCUCUGACCUCCUUUACUGGCACAGUCUCCUCUGAGGGUGGUAAACCUGGAGCGGAGGGCAGCGUUGAACUGCCAAUUGAUAGUAUUCAGUUUGGGGCGCCAUCGUCCGCUGGCAGCACUGACAGCGAUGGCGUACCAGCCAUGUUGGAGACCACCACAGAUAACAAGCUUCCUGCUCCUAAAGAACAGCGCCAGAAACAACCUCGUGCUGGGCCGAUCAAAACCCAGAAGCUUCCUGACAUGGAGCCAGUGGAAACCAAGGAGUACAAGCCAGGUCCCAUUGGUAAGGAGCGCUACUUGAAGAACCGCAAGGCUAAAGACGCCCGCGGAGGUGAAAGCGAAGGUAUUGAGGGCGCGGGGUCUGGAGUCGUCGUCAGCCGGGCCACUGAAUCCAGUCCUACUGCCAGCGACGCUGCUGUGACCGAGCUGGGCGGGGACAUUGAGGGCAUGAUCACUGUCCCCUCCGCAGAGUACACCAGCAACACCAAGGAGUCCGUCACAGACUACACCACGCCUUCGUCCUCUCUCGCAGACAGUGUUCCCACGGGAAGCAAUAAAAUGGAGGAGAGUCUGGUAGCCAAUGUGUCACUACCGCACUCGUUGCCUCUUCCUCGACGAGAGACCCUACAGCAGACCUCCUCUCUCAGUACAGUCUCCCCAGCCACUGUUGACCUAACACUAAAGAUGGAAUCUGCUCGCAAAGCCUGGGAGAACUCGCCGAGUUUGGAGAAAAACUCCCCGGUCACCUCUUCCUCUUCCCCCAUCACAUCCUGCGCAUCCUCAUACUCCUUCUCCUCGGCGUCCAUGUCCCAGAUCCCAGUAGCAUCCGUUACGCCCAGCACCUCGCUAUCAGGUUCAGGCACUUACACGACGUCGUCCCUCGGCACCAAAACCACCACAGCCUCUGACCCGCCCAACAUCUGCAAGGUGAAGCCCCAGCAGCUCCAGGGCGGAAGCCUGGCCUCGUCCGGCGGCAGCAGUAGCAGCGGCUUCUCCCAGCUGGGCUGUGUGCCCCCACUGUUGCCUCAGCAGCAGCAGACCCCGCAGGUGUACGUCUCCCAGUCUGCAGCAGGUUCUGCAGCUCAGAUUCCGGCCUUCUACAUGGACACUAGCCAUCUCUUCAGCACCCCCCACCCUCGCUUGGCUCCUCCCUCUUUGGCGCAGCAGCAAGGCUUCCAGCCAGGCCUCUCACAGCCAACAGCUGUGCAGCAGAUUCCCAUUCCGAUCUACGCUCCCCUGCAAAGCCAGCCUCAGCACCAACACACACACCAGGCGCAACUCGGACUCGGCACCGGCCCACCGGUCUCGCAGCCACAGGACCUUUUCAGCUCCGCACUGCAGCCUUACAGGUCUCAGCAGGCGUUCAUGCAGAGCAGCCUGUCACAGCCGUCCAUGAUGCUGUCAGGACCCUCCCUGCACAGCUAUCCCGGCGUGCAGGGCCCGGAGCUAGGAAAACCUCAAUCCAGUCUGGCCUACCAGCAGCCCUCGUCCACCCAGCACAUCCCCAUCUUAUUUGAGCCACAGCUGAAUCAGCCUUCUGGCAUGGGGGGCUCCCAGCUCAUUGACACCCACCUGCUGCAGGCUCGACAGGGGAUGAAUCAGCAUUCAAACAUGUACUCGGGGCAAGUGCAGCAACAUGGCCAGAGUAGUUACUACAGCAACACCCAGUCCCCUUCCUCUGCAAUGCAACAGGUGACGGUCCCCCUGCCUGGCUCCCAACUCUCUUUGGCCAACUUUGGUUCAGGCGGAGGUCAGCCCCUCCUGGCAAUGCCUCCCAACCCUAACCAGGGGCAGCCCCCCAACAUCAACCGACAGCCUUCCGUUUCCCAGGCGUACCGAAGCCUCAUGGGUCCCAACCACAGCAUGAUGCAGCCUCCCACCAGCAAGAUGGACAUGGACCUGAAACUCUUUGGCGGUGGGAUGGACAUGAAGCCCGGAACGCCUCCAGUCAGCGGCAGGAGCACGACGCCCACAUCUAGCCCUUACAGGGCCAGCUCCACCUCCCCCAGCAGCCAGUCUGCAAAGAUGAACACCAUGUUGUACCAGAAGCAUUUUCAGGCCAACUCUGGCAGCAUGAGAAUGACUCAGCACUUCCCUGGCCAGUUCAACCCGCAGCUUCUGUCCCAAACCAACUUGGUUUCUCCUCUGGUGAGAGCGCCUCACGCCAACUCCUUUACCGGAGGGGUCCAGCGCUCGGCCAUGGGGCCUCCGAUGACGGCCAACAUGGGCGGCGGCGGCGGCCUGAUGCCCCACCCAAGACCUCAGCAGCACCUGCAGCACAGCCAGCACCCUCCCCGAGGGCCCGGCGGCCCCCCUAUGCCGCCCAGAGGCAUGCAGGCCGCGCUGAAGGCUGAGCAAGACCUAAAGGCUAAACAGCGGGCCGAGGUUCUGCAGUCCACUCACCGGUUCUUCUCGGAGCAGCAGCAACUCAAGGCCCCGCAAGCCAGCAAGGUAAUCAAGCCCCCGCUGGACGUUCCGCCACCCAACCACCAAGGGGGAAGCGAGCGCCCCGACGCAGACAAGCCGCCCAUCUCCUCGGCCAAGCCCAUACGGACCGGGCCCAUCAAACCGCAGGCCAUCAAGCCAGAGGAGGGCAAGUAGGGAACAGACGGGAGAAUCCAGCCACUCAAUCACCGCCUCUUAUCAGCUCUGUGUACGUGUAUGUCGGGCGGGGUCAGGGCGGUUGCAGCCGUUAGACUCAGCUCCCUUUGUUCUUUUUUCGGAAAUGGGCUGCUCAAGUUGCUCCAUAGAAACAUCUACAGUGACGGUAGAUAAAGAGAAUCGAAAUGAGAUUUGCUGCUGAGUUCUUGUUUUUUAUAGCUCAUUUGAGUUCAGCUCCUUUUUUUUUAAACAUGUAUUUUUUUUUUUUGCUCUAAAUAGGAUCACUUUUGACCUGUUUGGUUGACGAAAGAAUCUAUCCUUUUUGUUUUUUGUAGUCCAAACAAUCCUGUUAAGGGUACACGGUUCACAUAAUCCCGAGAUUUUUGUGUGCUUUCACUUGACUGUUUCACAUUCACACACAAAUAUCCCCACCGCCCGUGCUAAGGCUACAAAACGUCAAAUCCUUUCUUUUUUUUUUUUUUGUGAAAGAUGCAGCAGUUGAUUUGAAUGGCGAUGACUGAUAUGUCGUUUUAGUGAGCGUUUGUUCCUGCCUUCCGCUCUCACUCUUUUUCCCUUACCUGUGUGCAAUGUGUGUGUGUGAGAGGUGUUCAAGUGGGCUCACACCUGUAUUAUUUAGCCAAAGGUUAAAGAAAACGUAGGGAUGAAGUCGUUUAGGAUUGCGGAUUGAUCUCGCACACACACUCGCAUACACACUUUUACUUUCAAGCAGCCGAACCUGCGACUCGUGUCUGAUAUCAGUGCCCAUAGCUGGAUUUGAGGCCGUUGAACCCAUGCAACAAAAACAUGGCUUAGAAGGAGCUGAAAUGUGAAUUAUGCAGCAUGUAUGGGCAGAUGGACACUUCCUGUUUCUCGUUCGUUUUUUUUUUAUUACUGAUGAGGGCAAUCAGUGCUGUUUCUUAUCUCUGCCAUCGCCUCUCAAACAACCAACCAACUACGCUCUCAUCUCUGGCUUGUGGACGCUCCUUCGGUGAGUCGACUGAAUUGGAGCUCUUUUCAUUUUGGAGAGGAUGGAUGAGGGGAAGGAGAGUGAGGAUUUUUCUUUUGUUUUGUUGUACUUGUACAGGGGUUACAUCGCUGUAUUAAAAUAUGUACGGUCUUAUUUACAUUCUCCUGGUUUGGUUACAGAAACUAAUAAAAAAUAAUAUACAGUU